GAGAUUCAGCAUAUUGUCAGUUAACCACAGGAUUAUACUGUCGCCAUGCUGUUGUCUUCCCUCAGGAUGCUCGGCCAGCGAGGCCCCUCCAUUGCCUCUCGUACUUUCAGCACCACUUCCGCGGCUUCGGCUGCCGAGGUCAAGUCGCUGGGUGUGAUUGGAGCUGGUCAGAUGGGACUGGGAAUUGCUCUGGUGGCUGCCCAGAAGGCCGGAGUCCCCGUGACAUUGGUCGAUAACUCCCAAGCAUCGUUGGAUAAGGGUCUUAAAUUUGCCGAUAAGCUACUUGAAAAGGACAUUUCCAAAGAGCGUAUUACCCGAGAUGCAGCAGACAGCGCUCGUGCCCGCAUUUCUACCAGUCUGAAAAUGGACGACCUUUCCUCGGUGGAUUUUGUCAUUGAGGCUGUCCCUGAAAUUCCUGACCUCAAGACCUCCAUCUUCUCCCAGUUGGCUCAGAUUGCUUCCAAGGAUGCCAUUCUCGCGACAAACACCUCGUCGAUUUCUAUCACUAAGAUUGCCGCUGCGACUACCAAGGACCCUACAGACCUGCAGGCCUCUUCGCGCGUUAUCUCGACACAUUUCAUGAACCCAGUGCCGAUUCAGAAGGGCGUUGAGAUCAUCUCCGGUCUACAGACUUCGCAGGAGACGCUCAGCACAGCCGUCGAGUUUGUGAAGCGUAUGGGCAAGGUCGCGUCUGUCUCGGCUGAUGCUCCCGGUUUCCUCGCCAACCGUAUUCUGAUGCCGUAUAUUAACGAGGCUAUCAUCUGCCUAGAGACUGGCGUCGGUGGCCGCGAGGAUAUCGACAGCAUUAUGAAGAACGGAACCAACGUCCCCAUGGGUCCGUUGACGUUGGCGGACUUUAUUGGUCUCGACACGUGCUUGGCUAUCAUGAAUGUCCUGCACCAGGAGAUUGGUGACAGCAAGUACAGACCGUCCGGUCUGCUGCGGAGAAUGGUUGAUGCCGGUUGGUUGGGCAAGAAGUCCGGAAAGGGCUUCUACGAGUACUAAUAGAUGUAUAUGAUUGUCUUAUAGCGCAGUAUAUAAAUGGUAAAAGAAACGAUAUAUUAGGACCAGAUCCAUUUGGUAUGAUUAAGGGAUCCUCGGAUACAAAAUAGGCACGCGUCUCAGCAAAAAAAAAUACAGAGACAUGAGCGUAGCCAUCGAUUCGAAUGUUGAAUAUGGGCCCCAGAAUGAUGCGCUAACAAGCAGCUUCCUGGAAAAGUUAGGGGCAAUUCCACUGUCAUAUCCUAACAAUUCCUCUCUUCCCGCG
Molecule: messenger RNA, 1267 nt
Organism: Aspergillus glaucus CBS 516.65
Lineage: Eukaryota; Fungi; Ascomycota; Eurotiomycetes; Eurotiales; Aspergillaceae
Product: 3-hydroxyacyl-CoA dehydrogenase family protein
Exons: 3
Coding region: 67-1005 (312 amino acids)
Biological process (GO): fatty acid metabolic process
Molecular function (GO): oxidoreductase activity, acting on the CH-OH group of donors, NAD or NADP as acceptor; NAD+ binding
Source: RefSeq, a predicted model, not a curated record